GUAUAAUGUCGUUUCUAUGGCGACAAGGCUAUCGGUUUCGUCAUGAGCACCUGGACUUUAGAUCGUGUUCUCAGGUCUGAUCCAGGAAGUCACCUGCCUCCGUACGGAUGACACACGAUGGCUAAGUUUCUGUCUCAGACUCAGAUUAACGAAUUUAAAGAAUGUUUCUCGCUCUACGAUAAAAAGCGCAAAGGGAAAAUCGAAGCCAAGGAUCUGAUCACUGUGAUGCGGUCUUUAGGAACAAGUCCCACUUUCGGCGAAGUGGACCGACAUCUACAGGUCCAUAAAAUAGAAAAAAUGGGCGAGUUGGACUUCUCUACCUUCCUGACCAUCAUGCACAGACAGAUGCAGCAGGAAGACCCCAAGACGGAGAUCCUGGAGGCCAUGCGCAUGACGGACAAGCAGAAGAAGGGCUACAUCCUGGCGUCGGAGCUCCGCGCCAAGCUCACAGGAUUGGGAGAGAAGCUCACUGAUAAAGAAGUCGACGAGCUGUUUAAGGAGGCGAACGUCGGCCCCGACGGCAGGAUUCACUACGAGGAGUUUACCAGGAUGGUCACUCUGCCUCCGGCCGACUACUGAAGCACCAAACAGGAAGUGCCUGGAGUCAUCAGUGCGAAGUUGUGCGUCAGUCAGUUAACUUGCUUUAAUUGACUUUUCUAAUAAAUGAACAGUAAUUUAAAAAAAAUAUAUAUAUAUAUACAUAUAUAUAUAUAAAAAGGUAAUAUUUGAUAUUAAUAAAAAAAAUUAAUAAAU
Messenger RNA from Tachysurus vachellii, 753 nucleotides. RefSeq names its product calmodulin-like 4a (gene calml4a). The transcript is spliced from 5 exons. Gene Ontology annotation, cellular component: myosin II complex. Bases 118 to 579 code for a protein of 153 amino acids. NCBI's taxonomy places the organism in Eukaryota, Metazoa, Chordata, Actinopteri, Siluriformes, Bagridae. Gene Ontology annotation, molecular function: calcium ion binding. The record is from RefSeq and is a predicted model, not a curated record.